AUGUCAAGAGUGCCGAGUCCUCCCCCUCCGGCAGAAAUGUCGAGUGGACCUGUAGCAGAAAGCUGGUGCUACACUCAGAUCAAGGUAGUGAAGUUUUCCUACAUGUGGACCAUAAACAACUUUAGCUUCUGCCGAGAAGAAAUGGGUGAGGUCAUCAAAAGCUCAACGUUUUCAUCUGGAGCCAAUGACAAACUGAAAUGGUGUUUACGUGUGAACCCCAAAGGCUUGGAUGAAGAAAGUAAAGAUUAUCUAUCCCUCUAUCUGCUGCUGGUGAGCUGUCCAAAAAGUGAAGUUCGAGCCAAGUUCAAAUUCUCCAUCCUGAAUGCUAAAGGAGAAGAGACAAAAGCAAUGGAGAGCCAACGAGCCUAUCGAUUUGUACAAGGCAAGGACUGGGGAUUCAAAAAAUUCAUUAGAAGAGACUUUCUUUUGGAUGAGGCCAAUGGACUUCUUCCAGAUGACAAACUCACUCUCUUCUGUGAGGUGAGCGUGGUACAGGACUCUGUCAACAUCUCUGGCCAGAACACCAUGAACAUGGUGAAGGUGCCCGAGUGCCGCUUGGCAGAUGAGCUGGGAGGACUGUGGGAGAACUCGCGCUUCACCGACUGCUGCCUGUGCGUGGCAGGCCAGGAGUUCCAGGCUCACAAAGCCAUACUAGCAGCACGUUCCCCGGUCUUCAGUGCCAUGUUUGAACAUGAGAUGGAAGAGAGUAAAAAGAAUCGUGUUGAGAUCAAUGAUGUGGAGCCUGAAGUUUUUAAGGAAAUGAUGUGCUUUAUUUACACGGGGAAGGCACCAAAUCUGGACAAAAUGGCUGAUGACUUGCUGGCAGCUGCUGACAAGUAUGCUCUAGAACGUCUGAAGGUGAUGUGUGAGGACGCCUUGUGCAGUAACCUGUCUGUGGAGAAUGCAGCUGAGAUCCUCAUUCUAGCUGACCUACAUAGUGCUGAUCAACUGAAAACUCAAGCUGUGGACUUCAUUAACUAUCAUGCUUCUGACGUCAUGGAGACAUCAGGCUGGAAGUCUAUGGUAGUGUCACAUCCCCAUUUGGUGGCUGAGGCAUAUCGCUCUCUGGCCUCUGCACAGUGUCCCUUUCUGGGACCCCCCCGUAAGCGACUGAAGCAAUCCUAAAGUCGUCCUUGUUGCACCACCCCAUGUUUUUCUGGAAGCAGCAUCAUCUGUUGUUGCUGCUGUAACCUUGACCACCAGGUAGACAGCGAAAUCUGUGGAGCUUUUACUCUGUUGUUGGGGGGAAGAGACUGCUUCGUGACACCCAGACUUUUUAAAACAGCACCAAGUAACUUGGGGAGAGGGGGGAGGGUGGGCCUGGGGCUCUGGGGCUGUUCAACCUAACGAAUCCCUGUCGCUGCAUCGUCUGUGUGUUCCCUUCGACUUGGCUGAGUCAAUUAAGUCCAGGGUUCGGUUUAGGCACCAACCCAAGUCGGAAUAACCCAGCAGAGGUCCUGGGCAAAACAACGUCUCUGCGUCUGGCAGCACAGAACAAAUCGUCAGAUGCCUGGAGCAAGAGGACAUUUUAGCUUUGGAGAGCAUUGGAGGGUUAAAAAGAAUUCCCAGGGAGGUUCUGGAAAGGAAAGACCUGAUGGGAGCUCCAGUAGUAUUUAUAUCAAAACAAAACAAAGAGAAUUUAAGUCCUUCCAGCUGAGCUAAAAACUGGA
Messenger RNA from Nestor notabilis (Kea), 1670 nucleotides. RefSeq names its product speckle-type POZ protein (gene SPOP). Bases 1 to 1125 code for a protein of 374 amino acids. The record is from RefSeq and is a predicted model, not a curated record. Gene Ontology annotation, biological process: proteasome-mediated ubiquitin-dependent protein catabolic process; regulation of proteolysis. Gene Ontology annotation, cellular component: nucleus; cytoplasm. The transcript has 9 exons. Lineage: Eukaryota; Metazoa; Chordata; Aves; Psittaciformes; Psittacidae. Gene Ontology annotation, molecular function: ubiquitin protein ligase binding.